Molecule: messenger RNA, 9858 nt
Organism: Chelonia mydas (Green sea turtle)
Lineage: Eukaryota; Metazoa; Chordata; Testudines; Cheloniidae
Gene: INSRR
Product: insulin receptor related receptor
Exons: 22
Coding region: 2586-6710 (1374 amino acids)
Biological process (GO): regulation of JNK cascade; protein autophosphorylation; positive regulation of kinase activity
Cellular component (GO): membrane; axon; insulin receptor complex
Molecular function (GO): insulin receptor substrate binding; insulin receptor activity; phosphatidylinositol 3-kinase binding
Source: RefSeq, a predicted model, not a curated record
GGCGCUAAAGCUCGGCUCAUGGCCCUGGGCAUCUCCGCAGCUGGAUCUCUCGGGCAGGUCGGUACCUGGGCCCUCUGGGGUGCUGGGCUUGGUGCUGUUGAGGACCGAGCCCCACGGCUCUCCCUGCCCUAGGCGCUGGCAGGCUAAUGGCCUGCCAGGGUAGGAAGGAGUAGCGGUCAGAUAACACCUGGCCAGGGCGUGUUCCUUAAAGGGACGUAACAGGUGCUGCCUAAGCACCCUGAAGGCAGGGGCAGUCAAUGCUUUUUGGUCAAGGUCCAGACUCCUGAGACCGCGGGAACAAUAGGGCGGAUAAGAAGCAGGCCGGCUUUGGCGACUAUGGCCUCCCCCUGCCUUACAGGGACAGUUGGGGAGAUGAAACCGAGCCGUUGGCUGGGGAGCAGCGAACUGGUGCGGGUGAGCGCUCCGCCCUCUGUGGUGCCCACGCGGGAACGGGUGCAGAACUAGAAGGGGGAUGGGGAUGGGGAUGCAGCUGCUGGCGAAGGUAGCGGCCACCCCUGCCAAGCCGGCCGCUCAGGUUUCUGAUUGCGCAGCGCCCAGCGCAAUGGGCACUGCUCCUAUAGUGCAAAAUAAUCUCAGGGGGGCCUUGGGAAUUUAGAGCAUGGCAGUGCAGCACUCUGCUCAUGCAGGGGGGUUUUAAACCCCCCCCCCCCCUUCUUCAUCACCUGCAGCCUGCAGGACCGGAGCGCACAGGGGUGUGGAUCUGCCUGGUCUCGCCUGGGAGAAAGGUGACCGGUGGAAAAGCCCAUUCCGUGAAACCGCUGACUCAGAAAAGCAGUUGAGUUUGCUGAAAACCCCAGGUUGCUACGCUCCAGGAGAAAGGCAGGCCUGGGAGCUGGGGCUCUUUCUCCUUGCAAAGCAGCUGAUCGGAGCAGUGGGGGUUUGAAAGCCAGAGUCCCCCAGAUCAAAUGUGCCCCCCGCCACGAAAAUUUGCAGCCAGGUAUUUACUGCCCGUGCCAUUAAAAGUGCCUUUAACAAGAGAGAGGUCGAAGCUGGGUCUAUGGUAGACAGUUCCCCUGCUUGAUCCAUGCUGGAGGGAUUCUUCACCCCGGCCCUGAUCCAUGGUGAGGCUGCAGGAAUAUGUUACUCCACUGUGGCUAAAUCCCACAGCGUGGGGUGACUGACCGGGUGCAAAGAGAUCACCCCAAAUUACAGCAGCCACCCACCGGGCCAGCUUUUCUACCACUCCACUGCCCUUCCAGAACCCCUGCCCCAGCUUGAGAGCUCACUGUACCCCCACCCUGCAUCCCAGAAAGAAGGGGACGGGGGUAAGUGCUGCAUUGCAAAGGGCCUGUCACCUCCGCUGCUUAGGAAGGGGACAAGGAGGCAGGAAGGAGCCAUUGCUCCUGAUCAGGCGGCUGCUCUUCCCACAGGUGAGGGGAGAGGGGCCAGUCUAGCUGGCUGGGGCAGGAGAAGAUCUGGCCAUUGCAGGCCCUGCUAGGGUCCAAUACAACAGGAGUGGUUCAAAGGACCCCUGGUCCAGUUGUACCAAGCUGUUUGCUGGUUGUGUGGGCUAUUUGGCUAAGACUCUCUGCAGGUACUUUCACCCAGGAGAGGGGGAUUCUCUGCAAGAAGUUUGAAAUGAGAGGCAGAAAAAAAAAUCCCAUUUGGCUUGAAAUUUUCCCCCGAAAUUUUGUGAUUUUUGGAAAAACGUCCAGUGGCCUCCCUGCAAUUGUGCCCACCCCUGUGGCGUCUGGGCGCUGAUCCAUAAUGAAAGGUCACACCACGUUCCCCCCAGCAACAGCACCCCAAUCCUCCACUUGCUAUCAUGAAGCUCAUGUUACAGCUGGGGAAACUGAGGCCCAGAGACUUGCUGGGGGGUCGUGCAGUUGAUGGGUGGUGACUCCCAGGCUGCAACCCCCGCCUCGCAGUUAGCUGGAGCGUUUGGGGGAAUCUCUCUUGCCUGGUCAAUCUCUGGCUCCUUAUUUCCCAAACAAGCUCCCCCCUCCUGGCCCCUCGCCCAACCCCAUCUCAGUUCAGUUUUCAGGCUAAAUAUUUUGAAUGUAGCAAUCGAAAACAAAAGUGAACCUGGCCCAAGGCCCCUCGCGCCUGCUCGGAGCCUGGCAGCUCCCCCAUGCCAUCACCCUGCCUGCAACCCAGCCAGGGCAGCGGUGAAAGGAGGCAGGGCCCCUAGGCGAAGGUGGGACUGCUUUGGCCCUGCCCCUUGGCUGGAGUUUCACCUGGCUGCACUUGGGGAGGGCAGGAGGCAGCUUCGCCCAGCUGUCUGCGCCCAGGUGCGCUGCCUGGUGCACGCUCAGGGCCUGGCUCCUCGCCCAGUCCUAUGCACGCAGCAUGGAAAUCGGGGAGCCCGGAAGCCAGGGGCUUUCUCCUUGAAGCCUGGAGUGAGGUGGAUCGAGGCCAGUUGCGGUGGAGGCCAAGGAGUGACGCUGUCCCUGCCGGUCCCCUGGGAAUGAAGUGGGAGGCGCUGGGGUCCCUCUGUUCCCAAGCUCUGCGGUCUGCGUGGCGCCUGCUUCCCGCCUCAUAAGAGGAGCUGCCGGGGGCGAAGGGGGGGGUGUGCAUUCUGCCUUGAUUUGGAGAACGGCCGGGGGAUUUUCUGUUUAUGGACCAUGGGGGCGAAGAAGGAGACAGCGGCAUCGUCAUCCCUCUGCCACCUGCCACUCUGGAUAGCUUUGCUGGUGCUCAGCCUCGUCCCCCUUGUGCCCGCGCUGGCCACCACCGGCAUCUGCGGCAGCAUGGACAUCCGCAACGAUGUCUCCCAGCUGCAGAAGCUGGAGAACUGCACCAUCAUCGAGGGCAACCUGCAGAUCCUCCUCAUGUUCACCACCGCCGCCGAGGACUUCCGCGGCCUCAGUUUCCCCCGCCUCAUCAUGAUCACCGAGUACCUGCUCCUCUUCCGGGUCUACGGGCUGGAGAGCCUGCGUGACCUCUUCCCCAACCUGUCCGUGAUCCGGGGCACCAGCCUCUUCUUCAACUAUGCCCUGGUCAUCUUCGAGAUGCCCCACCUUAGGGACAUCGGCCUGCACAGCCUGACUGAUAUCCUGCGGGGCUUGGUGCGCAUUGAGCGCAACCAGGAGCUCUGCCACAUCUCCACCAUCGACUGGGGGCUACUCCUGCUCGACUCGGUGGAGAACAACUACAUUGUGGGCAACAAGCAGGUGGAGGAGUGUGCCGACGUGUGCCCAGGCAUCCUGGACGUGGAGAAGCCCUGUGUCCAGACCAGCGUCAGUGGGCAGCUGGAGUACCGCUGCUGGACAUCCAGCUACUGCCAGAAAGUGUGUCCCUGUGGAGGCAGAAUCGCGUGCACCGCCGCCGGGGAAUGCUGCCACCCGGAGUGCUUGGGAGGCUGCAGCCGGCCGUGGGACAGCAGGGCCUGCGUGGCCUGCCGCCACUUCCACUUCAACGGGCACUGCCUGGCCUCCUGCCCGGCCCGCACCUACCGGUACGAGGGCUGGCGCUGCGUGACGGCCGAGUACUGCGCCAGCCUGCGCAAGGUGUCUGAGAACCCCCGCGAGGCCUCUGAGUUCGUCAUCCACCACGAGGGGUGCCUGUCGGCGUGCCCCUCGGGGUACACACGCAAUGACAGCAGCAUCUUCUGCCACAAGUGCGAGGGGCUGUGCCCCAAGGAGUGCAAGGUGGGCACCAAGACCAUCGACUCGACCCGCGCGGCUCAGGAGCUGGCCGGCUGCACCUACGUCGAGGGCAACCUGAUCGUUAACAUCCGCAGGGGCUAUAACCUGGCCUCGGAGCUGCAGAGCAGUCUGGGCCUCAUUGAGACCAUCACAGGCUUCCUGAAGAUCAAGCACUCCUUUGCCCUCGUCUCCUUGUCCUUCUUCAAGAACCUCAAGCUCAUCCGGGGGGACUCCAUGGUGGACGGGAAUUACACCCUCUACGUCCUGGACAACCAGAACCUGCAGCAGCUCUGGGACUGGAGCCACCACGCGCUCUCCAUCCCCGUGGGGAAGGUGUACUUCGCGUUCAACCCCAAGCUGUGCCUGUCCGAGAUCUACCGCAUGGAGGAGGUGACGGGCACCAAGGGCCGGCAGAACAAGGCCGAGAUCAAUCCCCGCACCAACGGGGACAGAGCCUCCUGCAAGACCCAGACUCUGCGCUUCGUUUCCAACAUCACCGAGUCCGACCGCAUCUUCCUGAAGUGGGAGCGCUACCGGCCCCCCGAGUACCGCGAUCUGCUCAGCUUCAUCGUCUACUACAGGGAAUCGCCCUUUCAGAACGUGACCGAGUACGUGGGGCAGGAUGCCUGCGGGGCCAACAGCUGGAACGUGGUCGACGUGGAGCUGCCGCUGAACAACGACCAGGAUCCGGGGGUGGCCCUGCUGAACCUCAAGCCCUGGACACAGUAUGCCAUCUUUGUCCGCGCCAUCACCCUGACCACGGCCGAGGAGGGGCGCAACUACGGGGCGCAGAGCGAGGUGGUGUACGUCCGCACCAUGCCAGCAGCCCCCACAGUGCCCCGGGACGUCCUCUCCAUGUCUAACUCCUCCUCCCACCUCAUUGUGCGCUGGAAGCCGCCCAGCCAGCGCAAUGGGAACAUCACCUACUACCUGGUGCUGUGGCAGCAGCUGGCCGAGGACCUGGAGCUCUACGUCAAUGACUAUUGCCACAAAGGCCUCAAACUGCCCACCAGCAGUGCGGACACCCGCUUCAACGUGGACGACAGCGAGGGCCCCGAGCUGGAGCAGGACACGGAGGAGCGGUGCUGCCCCUGCCACCGGGACGGCGGGCAGCUGCCGAUGGAGGGCGAGGCUGUCUCCUUCCAGAAGAAGUUUGAGAACUUCCUACACAAUUCCAUCAUCAUCCCCAGACCCCCUUGGAAGGUGACAUCUGUCAAAAAAACCCCUCAGAGGACUCGGAAGAGGCGCAGAGGCAUCUUGGCCCUGACCAGCUCUGGCCACCCCCUCUCCAACGCCUUCUCUCUGGAGCCCCCAGGGAACCCGCGCCCGCUGAACCGCACAGGCGCCGCCCCCAAAGCCCAAACAGAUUUCCGGAUCUUUGAGGACAAAGUGGUGCGGGACCGGACGGUCAUCUCCCAGCUGCGCCACUUCACCGAGUACCGCAUCGACAUCCACGCCUGCAACCACGCCGCCCACACCGUGGGCUGCAGCGCGGCCACCUUUGUCUUUGCCCGGACUAUGCCUGAGACGGAAGCGGAUAACAUCCCCGGCAACGUCACCUGGGAGCCGGCCAGCAAGAACAGCGUCUUGCUGCGCUGGCAGGAACCCAAGAACCCCAACGGGCUCAUCCUCAAAUACGAGAUCAAGUACAGCCGGGAAAACGAGGAGGUCCCCACCGUGGUGUGUGUCUCUCGCCACCGCUAUGCCAAAUACGGGGGUGUCCACCUGGCCCUCCUGCAGCCGGGGAAUUACUCUGCCAAGGUCCGGGCCACCUCGCUGGCCGGGAACGGGUCGUGGACUGGACUCAUCAAAUUUUACAUCCUUGGCCCGGCCGAGGAGGAGUCCGGCGGCUUCUACGUGCUGCUGACCGUCAUGCCCAUCGUCCUCAUGGUGGUGAUCAGCUGCCUGGUUGUCUUAGUCUUCUUCUACUAUAAGAGGAGGAACAAUGAUGGAUACCCCAGCGGCACGCUCUAUGCUUCGGUCAAUCCAGAAUACUUCAGCACCUCGGACAUGUACAUCCCGGAUGAGUGGGAGGUGUCGCGGGAUAAGAUCACGGUGAUCCGGGAGCUCGGGCAGGGAUCCUUUGGGAUGGUCUAUGAAGGGAUUGCCCAGGGCAUUGAGAAAGAGGACGAGGAGACGAAGGUGGCCUUGAAGACCGUCAACGAGCUGGCCACCAUGAGGGAGCGCAUUGAAUUCCUGAAUGAGGCCUCGGUCAUGAAGGCGUUUAAGUGUCACCACGUGGUCCGUCUCCUCGGUGUGGUGUCCCAGGGCCAGCCAGCCCUGGUCAUUAUGGAGCUGAUGACCCGAGGGGACUUGAAGAGUUACCUCCGCUCUCUCAGACCGGACGCAGAGAACAACCCUGGCCUGCCCCCCCCGUCACUCAAGGACAUGAUCCAGAUGGCAGGGGAGAUUGCCGACGGCAUGGCCUACCUCAAUGCCAAGAAAUUUGUGCACCGGGACCUCGCCGCCCGCAACUGCAUGGUGUCAGAGGACUUCACGGUGAAGAUUGGAGAUUUCGGCAUGACCAGAGACAUCUAUGAGACGGAUUAUUACCGGAAAGGAGGCAAGGGGCUGCUUCCUGUCCGCUGGAUGUCCCCAGAAGCCCUGAAGGAUGGGAUCUUCAACACCCACUCUGAUGUCUGGUCAUUUGGGGUGGUGCUCUGGGAAAUCGCCACGCUGGCCGAGCAGCCCUACCAGGGCUUGUCCAACGAGCAGGUACUGCGCUUUGUGAUGGACAAUGGCAUCCUGGAGAGGCCUGAGAACUGCCCGGAGAAACUCCACGAGCUGAUGAGCCGGUGCUGGCAGCAGAAUCCCCGCCAGCGCCCCUGCUUCACCCAGCUCCUGGAGAGCGUCAAGGACGACAUGACCCCCAGCUUCCGCGACCUCUCCUUCUUCUACAGCGCCGAGAACAAGCGCCGGGGCUCCUGCCAGCCCUCGGAUGUGGAGAUGGACAACCUGCUGGAGGACGAGCCGCCCUCCACCCUGGCUGCCCUGCACCUCCCCCUGGCCACCAACGACUGCCCCGGGCCUGCCCUCGCCCCGCAGAAAGACCAGGCCUAUCCCAGGAACUGCUGUCCCUUGAAUGGGGCGCCGUGCCUCUGAGAGCCGGGGAGCGCCAGGCCGCGGCUGCUUCCAAAGCAAAGAAGACCCCAUAGCUAUUAUCCGUUCCAUAAGGUCCAUGCAAUGGACCGUCUGGUUCCGCCACUGACCGCCCUGGAGGUCCAGGUUCCCAGGGAUCCCCAGCACUGAUACCCCUUCCACUCAUCGCAGCACUGGGAUUGGAUCUGAUCUGCGUGAGCAGCUGGUUGUCAUCCCUCUUGGCGGGGGAAAGACCCCGACUGCCUCCUAGGAGUCCCUUUGGGUCCCCUGCCUCCUGGAUGCCAGGGCUUCUUGCAGGCUUUGAGAGGGACGGCAGAGCGAGAAGCUGAUUAACGAUUUGGGGGAGAUGGUGACUGGGCCUUUGAAUUGCAGCCGAGAGUGUCUGGGCAAAGGGGAAACCCGGGGCGCUCCGCGAGCGCAGAGCCUGCUCCGUCGGCGACGCUUUCGAGGUGCGGUGCAGGGUGACGGAUGCCUAAAACGGACACUCCUGUCGCUGACGGGCAAAGCCAUUGGGACGAGCAACGUACUGAGACAGCUCCUUGGCUAGAAAACAAUGUCCCACUUCUUGGGGCCUGGACAGCGGAGGGCUGGGCUGUUCCCUGGACACAGGGGUCUUUUCCCCUUUGGUGGGAAAUGCAGGCGAGCGACUGCUCUUGUGGGGUGUGUGGGGCAUGGGGACCCUCACCUCUUGUCCUAUGUUUUUUUUUUCUCUUGGUUCUUGUUCGAGUUUUUUGGGGGUGGGGGGUUGAAGGCACUUUGGGAUGUUUUCUCCCCUUCCGGCCAAGGCACAGACAGAUCCUUAGCUGGGUGGAAUCGUCGGUGCCCCGCUGCACUCGACAAUUCCAGCUGGGGGGGUGAGGGGUGCUGGGCGCUCCAGGUCUCUACCAGCUCCAUGGCUGCCGGCUGCUGGGAGCGAUGGCCUCCAGCUUGGAGCCGGCAACAGGUGGAUCCCUGAGACUCGGGCAAGGCUGAGGUUGUGUGGCCUGGCAUGCUCAGACACUAACGAUGCUUCCAACCCCCGGGACGUACACACCGAGCCAGGCCUCAGCUGGCGUAACCGGACACAGCUCUGUUGCCUUCGGGGCAGCCGCGGCUUGGGGGGGGCUCCCAGUGGUGUCCUGUUUGCUGUCUAAUCCCUCCUCCCUUUUUGCCAGGGGAGGAGAAGUUGCAUCUCCUGGCUCCCAAGGAUGCACGUUCAUUCUCCGGGCUGGUCCUAGAUGAGGGUUGGGGGCACUCUCACUCUCAUCCCGAGGUGUCUUUCUGAAACCCACCUCGGGACGGUCUAUGUUGCAGCCAAGCUCGAGCGAAGGUCCGUAGCUGCUGGCUCCCCCAGAUAGAGAUCUGCAUGGGCAGCAGUGUUCUCUGGGCCAGUGGGGGUUGGCAGGUAGAUGGGCUGAAAGCCUCCAGAUGUCGUUGUUAUUAUUUAUUAUCUGUUGUGAGUGGCGCCUGGGAGCCUCAGUCGCAGCCCAGGACCCCGUGGUGCUAGGUGCUGUACAAACACACACCAAAAAGAUGGUCCCUGCCCUCCGAAGCGGGAAAUUUAGAUGGCUAGAGAAAAUUUUUCCUCUCCAGGCUGCUGAUGAAGGGUAAGAUCUUCCCAGUCCCACUGAGUCCAUUCCCUUUGGAGGCCGGCGGUGCAGAGACUUUAAGGAUGGGAAGGGAAAGGCUCCUUGGACCACCCUAGUGUGAAGCAAUUCCUCUCCCUCCUUGUCCAAUCCUUGUGCUUGGUUGCUGGAAGUCACCCCUACCGCCACCCAGUUGCACGGGAGUCUUGCCUGCGGGAUGGCUGGGAGGACUAGCCCCUGAGGUUCAGAAGUUCAAGUCCUUCAUUCCCCUAAUCUCCCCCCCUCCAUAACCUGUCUCACCAGCCCUAAGGUGUCUGUUGCUUUUCACCAACCUCCCUCCAUGCGCCUUGACAUCUUUUUUUGUAUCAAGGAGAUGAAAACUCAGCACCUUGUCCUAGCUGGCUACCUACCAGUGACAGGUAACUGGGGCUUUGUUCCCCUGGGGACAUCAGCGAGGGCUUUGCCUGGGACAUGGGCAGUAUCAUUCCUGGUUUUAGCAUGAGUCCCAUGAGAUUUGGUGUUUCUCCUAAAGCUCCAGCUGCUGGAGUCAUGUGAUGAUGUGAGAAUCUCUGGUUUAAUUUUUUUUUAAAAAAAGAAGUUUUUGUCUCUCAUGGUUGUGAAGAAAAUCUUGGAAACUUGACCCCUAAAGGCUCAGAAAGCAGACGGCAAAGGAAAAGAACCCAAGAUUUAUUUUAAAAAAAUCUCAUGAUUCCCAAGCCAGCCUCAGGAAUUUUUGGGGCCUCCCUCAUGCUGUCUGAACUCCUGAAGUGGGGGGGUUGUGCCACAGGGCCGGGAAGUCAGACGCUCAUUUUGCCAUGAAAACUUCACUGCUGAGAGGCUUGAGGCUUCUCCAGCCGUUGUAUUUCAUGCCAUGAAAGUGUCUGUUAAUGACAGCCUUCCUCCACAGCGGCCCCGGUUGCUGAAUAAACUCCGGUCCCCCGAUCGUGGUUCCACCACCCUCUUUCAGAUCCCCGGCAGGAGAUCUGCGAGGACAGAGGUUUACUGAUCUUUUUUCUUUUUUUUUUUUUAAACAUACAAAGGUGAUUUCCCGCCCCCCCCCCCUUUUUGUUUCCUGGAGGGAAAGGAAAAAGAAGAAAAUGGAAGGCUUUAAACCUGUGUUGGGGGAAUGCGGCUGCGGGCGGAAAAGCCCCAGCCGAAGCGGGAAUGAAAGCAGGAUUGGUCUGGUGAAGAGUUGAAGCCGAGUGGUUAUGGAACGCCGAACAUCUCCCUCGCCCUUUUCAUCAGUAGAUCUCAAAGCUCUUUACAAAGGAGGGGUCAGCCCCAUUAGCCCCAUUAUACAGAUGGGGAAACUGAGGCACAGGGAGGCCAAAGGUCACCCAGCAGAGCCAGGAAUUGAGCCCUGAUCUCCUGCCCCCUCCAUCCGCUUGGCUGCACUGCUUAAAACCUUCAAGCUCUGGACCAAGCCACGUUCUCAGUGACACACCUGCAAACUCAGUGACUUCGGUGGGCGUGGCCACAACCCGUUUGGUGUGUUGUUUGUUGGAGCUGGCUUCUACAAGGGACUUCGGAGAAGCCGGCUGCAGCGGCUGCACAGAGAAGUCCAAAUAAAGGAGACCGUAAAGCUC